Molecule: messenger RNA, 3798 nt
Organism: Echinococcus granulosus
Lineage: Eukaryota; Metazoa; Platyhelminthes; Cestoda; Cyclophyllidea; Taeniidae
Product: Protein transport protein Sec16A
Exons: 15
Coding region: 1-3798 (1265 amino acids)
Biological process (GO): autophagy; Golgi organization; COPII vesicle coat assembly
Cellular component (GO): endoplasmic reticulum exit site; ER to Golgi transport vesicle membrane
Source: RefSeq, a predicted model, not a curated record
AUGGAGUAUGGCGUUGGUUUUCCAGAUGGUGCGUGUGUGCCUCAAGACAAGUUGGACCAAACCGCUGCUUCAAUGGCUACUACCGUUGAUGGUGACAUUCCUCGGGAAGAUUCCUUCAAUUUAAUUGAUUUGACGGACCAACUCCCUUCUGAACAAGCCUGUAGUGCCCAACCGCUAAACAAUUCUGCUUAUACUUCGAAGUCUUUCGUUGAAGACCUUGCCGGUCUUCAGCCGGCUGUUGUUGAUACCCCCAAUCCACCAGUGGAUCCCUACACUCAGUGGUACCAUGUGAUGCAAAACUACUACAAACAGUUUUACCCCGGCUACGACUUCGGGAACUCGGCUCCAGAGUGUCGGCAACUGAUGCAGCAGCAACUGCGUCAUGUUCCUAAAAGCGUGGUGCCCCUGAUCCAGCCGACGACGCAGCCUGCACAACAGCAGCAACAGCCUUUUGCACUUCCAGGACUUCCUUCCUGGCCUGCGGUGCCUCAGCCACAUAGUCAAAAAAACCCUCCACAGUUUGCUGAUUACGCUGCAUACUAUUACCAAUACUAUCUUGGUGCUAUGGCUGCCGCAAACGGUUGGCCAAUUCCUAUGGGUCGCACUACCCCAAAAGUCUUCAUCGAACCACAUGCACGGGCCACCCUCUCCACCCCUGGAAUGCUGAUUCAGAUUCUUCCGAACCGUCCGCAGGAGGGUGAACCUGGUCGAGUUGAGCUUUUGGAUAUUAGUCAACUGGCGUCAGAUGUGGUGGCUGAAGUUGGUUCUCGCCUGACCCAGGUCUCAAUAUCUGCCAGGAAGAUGCAUCACAGCGGAAUCAUCUUUGCCAACUCCUAUCAGGGGUCUAGCGAGGGACCUGCCUCCACUUUGCCCGACAACGAAGAGAUGGAAGAUGAUGAGGUGGAGGAGGAAUAUAUGCGUUUGGUAAAUGCUUGGGAUCGCACUGAUCACAUUCUCUAUCCAGGCCCACUGUGCCAAGACACUACACUGAAACACGACGUCCAGGCUUUUUUGCGGGGCAAGGUUGAGGACAUUCAAGACAGAAUGCCCGUGGAUUGGGACUCCGCUAGCCUCCUUCUUGCCUACUUGGAACUGCUUGUGAAGAAUAAUGGGAUAGUACAUCCUGGCGAUGUAGUAAACCUCCUGCUAGGCAACGAGGGUUCAAGGCCCUAUGACUAUUCCUCAAGUGCCGUCACGCUUUCAGUCUCACCCUUCCCCGUUUGUCGGGUAUCCACUCUCCCUAAACUGAGCCGUCAUGGCUCCUUCCACUACCCAACGCCUGGUGCUGCUGGCCGUGGCAUUAUGGAUGAGUCGUCGGGGUGUGAGUCGCCGUGUCUUCUUACUCAUGCCUCAUCAACGGUGGGCUUUUCGCAGCUGCAGCAACAACAACAGAGGAGUGCUUCUGCCUCCUCAACGGGUGGGGCUUCGGUGUCGAGGCUAAUGAGAAAUGGACUACUGGCUGACCUGGGUGGGGCACAGGAACGUGAGGCGGCCGCUCUUCAAAGGUUCAGAGAGCUGCUGAUGCACGGUCACCCGCUGAAGGCAUUGGAUCAGGCCUGCCAGCAGCAGCUGUGGGGUCACGCCUUCGCCCUGGCCCAGCGUCUUAGCCCGGUACUCCUCGAGCGCGUAAUGGAGAAGUUCCUUACUCGCGCUGUUCACCCCCACGACCCUCUCCUCACUCUCUACCAACUCACUGCUGGUGAAAUUCCUCGCUCUGUUGAUCAACUCGCCUACGCUGUUGGUGCAGACACGGGCGACUGGCGUCCGCAUCUGGCAAUGCUCUUAUCCGCCCCCGAGGGCCACGAGGACCUGGCGCUCGAGGCCCUCAAACGCAUGGGCGAGUCGCUGCUGUCCCGUCGCCUCCUCUUUGCAGCACACCUGUGUUUCCUCCUCGCCGCCUCAUCGGCUGCCUCCGCCCCACCACACAUGCCCUCACGUAUUUGGCUCAUUGGUCUCGCCAUGCCCAAGUCGGAGGAGAGGGGCUUCCCUGCAGAAGAUGGGCACUUUGUCAUGACUGCGACGGUGGAGCGGGCGCCUACAGAGGCAGUACAGCUCACUGAAAUCUACGAAUAUGCGCUUGCUCUGGCAACCCGUGACCGACACUUCUUUCUGCCACAUUUCCUUCCUUUCAAGUUCGCCUACUGCCUUCGUCUAAUCGACGCAGGCCUCAUUGAGAAGGCCUUCCGCUAUCUGGAGGUUUUGAGCAACUCCCUCUCCACGCUGUUGGAACAGGAGGUGGAGGAGCCCGAUCUACAGCCAACAGACCUGCGUGGUCUCUUCCUCAUGGCUUCCCAGUGUCUCCGACUGUCUGAAAAGCUCUGUCUCCAUCCCGAGGUGGGUAGCUUCGAGGCCUCCCCUGCCUCAGACAACUAUCUCGGUGGUGGUGCCUCUUCGAGAUCUCAUCACUCCUCUCAGUGGAUGGAACGACUUCGUAACGUGUAUCAGCGUGUGUGCAGUAUGUUUGGUUUACCGAAUGCAGACCGGCCCUACCUGGAUCCGGUGCCCACACCUUUGAGGCAAGCACCUGAAGAACAACAACAACAACCGCAGCCUCAACGACCAGAAAUUCAAAAUUUUGCACCACCGUCGUAUUCGAAGCAACCCUUGGCUCUAAACAAGCAGCCCGAACCGCCACAUCGGCAGCAGCAAAAUACCUAUCAGCAUCAAAAUCAACAGCCCCCUCAGACUCACCAGCAACAGUCGAUUCUAUCGCCGGGUCACAAUUCUGCAGUUGCUGACACUCAUCUACCUCCGCAAACGAUCACUCAUUGCAUCACUUCGUCACAGGGCCAACCACCAUCUUCGCCAUCCUUCCAACCAGAGAUCCCUUCAGCGAAUGAUACCUGCUUUCAAAAACACGAACCACUGCAGAACCAAUACCAGGAACCCGUGACACCCAACAAGGCGACGCCAUCGUCUCCCACCGCAGAGCAGUCUGUCAGCUCUCACCAGGCUUUCUUUGUGCCCUCAUUGCACUCUUCUAAUCCCAACGCCGCCUCCGCUGCUUCUGAAACCUUCGGCUACGACUACUUUGCCGAAAUUGCUAGCUCUCAGCCGAUCCUCCGAUCACGAACUGUGUCGAUGGCUAGUUCGCACGACGGCUCGACAAUGGCCGGCAGUCCAUCUCCCACGAGCACAACUGCAUCUCCCUCGUCCUCGACGCUUCAGUCUCAAGUGGCACGUCGAGUCAGCAACAGUGGAUCCCUCUUGCGUGAUCAACGUUCUCGCAACUCUACAAGUCGUGCUAGUCCAGUGAUGACUAGCGGCGGUGGUGAUGAUGGUGAGGCGAAACGCGGUCACCCUGCAUUCACUACCGCUCCCCCACAGCCUCCUAUUGUCAAGGCGCCAACAGCUGAUAACCAUCGACAGCCAUCAGAGCAACCGCAGCUGCAACAGCCCCAGUCGGAGGAGAAAAGCGGAGCGACUUCGGGCAAGUCGGGCUGGUUCUCUGGUCUCUUUGGACGCAUGAGGGGUGGUGGCCAGGAGAUCUACCUACCGGAUGAUUCAAACCCGUCUAUCGUGUGGAAUGAAGCCGCAGGCUGUUGGCAAGAUGUGGAGGGUGGUGAUUUGGAAGAAACAGUACCACCGCCGCCUCCUCCUCCAUCGGUGCCUACCGCUGCGUCGCUUCCUCCGGGACACACCGGUGCGGUGCCACCACUGCUUCCACCGACCCUCCGCUCCUCCGGUGGCGGCGCUAGCACUCGCACUCGCUACGUCAACGUUCUGGCCAGUUCCGGUGGUGGAACGACGAAGGCUGCGACUCUCACUCCACCUCUACCCACCCCCCACCCCUUAUGA